Adineta ricciae is the source of this 1653-nucleotide messenger RNA. NCBI's taxonomy places the organism in Eukaryota, Metazoa, Rotifera, Eurotatoria, Adinetida, Adinetidae. The record is from the annotation of a GenBank genome assembly.
AUGCAUUUCCAUACAACACCUUCGCAACAUAUCAAAGAACUUCGCGAGAAUCUGAAACAACAUGCGCGUGUUCCGAUCGAGGCGGAACUCGAUAUUCUCAAACCGAUGGUAUCGUUGAAGCAAUGGAAGAAAACUAACCGAACGAAAGAUGAUUAUGCCGUUCGUGUUGCUCGGCUGGUGUGGUUAAUCUGGAAAGAAAUCGAAUCAAUUUGGCCGGAUUUUCACUUGCACGAUUAUUGUCUAUUCUUUGAUUUAGAACCGACGGACAAAGAAUUCUAUUAUAUCGAUAGAGAUAUUGGAGAAAUCUGUAAAUAUCCGAAAACGAUUCGUUUGCAAUUGGAAACAAAUCUGUUCGAACUAAUCGAAAAUGAUUUGUAUUCAUGUGUAUUUCUUCAACAUCAUGCGAGCGAAAGUUUCGUACGAAGGAAAUUUCUUUGGCAUCAAGAUUGGAUGCUGGAGUAUCCUAUGAAGGAACGACAUUACGAAGAUGAUUUCGAGUUCUUUCACGAUAACAUCUGCCUAGGACAAUUUAGUUAUGUCACAGCUGUACUUAUUCGUGAAUGGCUGGUAAGAAAGCAUAAAGAGCAUCAUAUUCAGAUGGAAAAACAUGAUUUUCAACAUAAAAUCUCCUCAAUUAUACGCGCAACGAAUCUAUCGGAUCGAUAUGUCAACUAUUUACCACCCACCGAAGUUCAGCGCUUGCACGUAGAAUUAGCGAAUUCUCUCUGUUGUGCCAUUCUCCAUUCAACGGACAAUCAAGCAUACUUGAAUGACGCCCUGGCUCGAAUAGUGAUCAUCAAAACCGAUUACGCCAAAGAGUGGUAUGACAACAACUGGUACUGUUCUUACAAUGACGGACUCGUACAGUAUCUGAUGAUGAAUAUUUCCUUACAAGCCACAUUUGGUCUUAAUUUGAAUUUAAAAUCAAACUUGGAAUAUUAUCAGUUAUUCAUUCGACAUCUUCUAAUCAACUGCGAUGAUCCAUUUCAAGGGCGAGUUUAUGAAUCAGCAUCGAUUCAGUUUCUUACCGCUGUACUUUGUGAUCUCGGUGAAGAAGAUUCGAAUCUAUGGAAACGUUCUUAUAACGGAAAAAUCCUACAUACAUUGUUCAAACAUGCUUUAAAUUCCAAUGGCAUUCGCCCAGAGAUGCGGAACAGUGGACGAAUCGAAGCGUUCUUCACUGAAGUCAUCAUUCAAUCAUAUCAUCAUUUUAGUCUAUUUGCUAAACAAUUACAAGCUAAACAGGCAAAAUUUUUAAUUUUGCCGAAUGAAAGCCGCUUUAUCGCUGCAUCAAAGUUGUCGUACUAUGCUCCAGCAAUGAAACAUCUCCUGAAUGGAAAUAUGUGGGUGAAAUAUAUUCGUCAGUUGGAUUAUUCAUCCGAUCAUGGAACAGUUCGUCUGCAAAAUCUUCUUAUUGGAGAAACCUGUUUAACAAAUCAUCAUAUAUUUGUAAUUGCACUACUUCAAGAAACCACGUUGACCGACAUGAAUCGUUUAGUGAUCCAUUCGGAUCAAGUAGAAGCAAAUCUACUGGUUAAACAACAAGAAAAUCAUCGUCAGACGUAUUUUAUUGUUGACAGUCAUCGACAAAAUGAUUAUUCGAAUGUUUUACUUCGCUCAGCCGAAUCAAAUAAUAGAUGUGUUAUUUCUUAA